AUGUCCGACUCGAAGAAACUGCACCUCACCGCGUUCAUGCGACCUGUGAGUCUCCAUACUGGAGCAUGGCGGUACCCUGGUUCUUUUCCCGAUGCCAACUUCAACCUGGGGCAUUUGAAGUCAUUCAUAACGAAACUGGAGGCUGCGAAAUUCGACGCAUUUUUCAUGGCUGACCAUUUAGCCGUCCUGAACAUGCCAGUCGAGGCUCUCAAGCGCAGUCACACAGUCACAUCCUUCGAGCCUUUCACGCUACUUUCUGCCCUUUCAGCAGUGACGGAGAAGAUCGGACUCGCGGCAACGGCAUCCACUACAUAUGAUGAGCCAUACCACAUUGCUCGUCGUUUCGCCUCGUUGGAUCAUCUAAGUAAUGGGCGAGCAGCCUGGAACAUUGUCACGACUGGCAAUCCGGAGUCAUCCAAGAAUUUUGGCCAGGACGAGCACAUGCAGCACGGCGACCGUUACAAGCGGGCCCGGGAGUUCUACGACGUCGUGACGGGACUGUGGGAUAGCUUCGCCGACGACGCCUUCGUCCGUGACCAAGAGAGCGGCAUCUAUGUCGACCCGGAGAAGAUACACACACUCAACCACAAGGGAGACGAACUGAGCGUCCGCGGGCCGUUGAACAUCGCUCGCCCGGUCCAAGGCUGGCCAGUGAUCGUCCAAGCCGGCCAGAGUGAGCCCGGGAGACAGCUCGCAGGGGAGACGGCAGAAGUUGUGUUCUGCUCCCCACAAGAUCUGGAGUCCGGGAAGGCACUGUACGCAGACAUCAAGGACCGCGCAGCAGCAGCAGGCAGGAGGCGCGAGCACAUUAAAAUCCUCCCGGCGGCGAUGAUCAUCGUCGGCGACACGGUCGAGGAAGCCAAGGCGAAAAGGCUCGAGCUUGACAGCCUGGUGCACUAUGACAGCGCCAUAGCGUCCCUGUCUAUCAUGCUGGGGACUGAUGCGUCGGGCUUCGACCCAGACGGCCCGCUACCGGAGGACCUGCCCGAGACCAACGCGAGCAAGACGGCGCGGGAGGGCGCGGUCAUGCUUGCGAAGGACGAGGGACUGACUGUCAGGCAGCUCGCGCAGCGAUUCGGCGGGUAUGCCGGGCUGGCCUUUGUAGGGACCCCGGAGAGUAUCGCCGACCAAAUGGGCCGCUGGCUAGCAGAGGAUGGAGCUGAUGGGUUCACUGUGACCUUUCCCUUCCUGCCGCAGGGUCUGGAUGACGUCGUCGAGAGGUUGGUGCCAGAACUUCAACGACGCGGGCUUUUCCGGCAGGAAUAUGAAGGGACAACGCUGCGCGAACAUCUUGGUCUUCCACGGCCAAAGAACCAGUUCUUUGAGAAGUCGUAG
Molecule: messenger RNA, 1335 nt
Organism: Diaporthe citri
Lineage: Eukaryota; Fungi; Ascomycota; Sordariomycetes; Diaporthales; Diaporthaceae
Exons: 1
Coding region: 1-1335 (444 amino acids)
Molecular function (GO): oxidoreductase activity, acting on paired donors, with incorporation or reduction of molecular oxygen; monooxygenase activity
Source: RefSeq, a predicted model, not a curated record